Messenger RNA from Anopheles nili, 789 nucleotides. RefSeq names its product SUN domain-containing protein 3-like. NCBI's taxonomy places the organism in Eukaryota, Metazoa, Arthropoda, Insecta, Diptera, Culicidae. Gene Ontology annotation, biological process: nuclear envelope organization. The transcript is spliced from 5 exons. The coding region runs from base 1 to 789 and encodes 262 amino acids. Gene Ontology annotation, cellular component: meiotic nuclear membrane microtubule tethering complex; nuclear envelope. Gene Ontology annotation, molecular function: protein-membrane adaptor activity. The record is from RefSeq and is a predicted model, not a curated record.
AUGUCGGAAUUUUACCGUAGAAAUUUAGCCACAUUCAUUUUAUGCGGUUUAAUAGUGUUUUUGACUGUGUGGCACACGUUGUUCAUUGGUUAUACCCCGAGAAGCAAUAUUCAGAAACCCAUCGCCAUUACGGAGCAUCAUGAGAUGGAAAGAGCAGUAUAUAUUAUGCAAUCAGAAGUUGAGCCUCAUGCCUCGAAAGCUGGACUUGUGGAAGAAAUGGAGUUACUCAACGAAAAAAUAUCUUUGCUUAAAAAAAUUAACUUUGAUAAGCUAGGACCAGCGGAUUAUGCUGCUCAUAAGUUUGGAGGAGAAGUAUUAUGGGUAGCUUCCACGGUCCCAUCAGAUGCUUCUGUUGGAAGCAAAAUUAGAAGUAUGAUUUCUUCGUUUUUCGACAAUUACGAUCGCAUGCAGUGUAUUAUCAAGGGUUGUGAGUAUUGCUAUGUUUUGCACAGCAGCUCUGGCUCUAUAGUCUUCAAGUUAGUUACGAGCAUAUAUCUGAGUGCAAUAACGAUCGAACAUAUUCCACAGCAAGUAAUACCGUUCGAAACAGACGUUUAUAGUGCUAUCAAAGAGUUUUCCAUUUGGGGCAUGAGUACUAGUAAAGCGAAGAAGGUAUAUCUCGGCACAUUUUUGUUUGAUUAUGCCAAUUCUUUUCUGCAAACAAUGUAUGUGAAAUCUGAAUUGGAAACACCUAGCUUUCAAUUCAUUCAGCUUGACAUUCAUUCGAACUAUGGCGAAAGCUACACGUGCAUCUAUCGUAUACGAAUUCACGGCACACCCGCUAAGUGA